AUGCCGUCCAUUACGACGCAGACAACCAAAAGGGACGUCUUUCACCUCUCGCACCUCCAGAAGGAGCUCAUCCUCGCGGCCGUCGACGCCAAGAGCGCGUUGGGUGGCGUCAUUGUCUACUCAACGUACUCGGUCAUGGUCGAAGAGAACGAGGCGGUCGUCGGGUAUGCGCUCAAGAAGCGCGCAGUCAAGCUCGAUGACUGCGGCCUCAAUCACGGCAAGCCCGCGCUUCAGAGCAUGACGCUCACGCGCCGCUUCGACCCGCACGUGCCCAACAUGGACGCCUUUUUCGUGGCCAAGUUCAAGAAGUACGCCAACGCCAAGCCCGACGACAGCUCCGAGGACGACAGCAACAAGGACGAAUCUGACUCGGACAACGAGUCCAAUGAACCCUCCAAGCGCCAGCUCGAGAAGGCCAACAAGAAUGCGGCCGAUGCCGACGACGAGGCCAGUGAGGACGACGCCGAGGAUAAAGUGGCGGCCGAAGUUUUGGAAGACGAAGAGGAAGCGGAGGAGGAGGAAGAGGAGGCCGACGUGAUAGCCAAGCCCGUCAAGACGCAGCAAAAGACGGCAGCCAAGCCCGCGGCGCCUGCGGCCAAUAAGAUCCAGGGCAAGAACCAGCCGAUAGGCAAGGGCAGCAAAAUCGGCAUGUCGAUGACGUUGAACACCAAGUCCAAGCAGGCUCGCUUCAUGGCCAACAAGUUUGCCGAGGCGCGCAUGAAGAAGGCCAAGAAGUAA
Messenger RNA from Saprolegnia parasitica CBS 223.65, 738 nucleotides. RefSeq lists its product as hypothetical. The transcript is spliced from 2 exons. The record is from RefSeq and is a predicted model, not a curated record. Gene Ontology annotation, biological process: maturation of LSU-rRNA; rRNA base methylation. Gene Ontology annotation, cellular component: nucleolus. Gene Ontology annotation, molecular function: rRNA (cytosine-C5-)-methyltransferase activity. NCBI's taxonomy places the organism in Eukaryota, Oomycota, Saprolegniomycetes, Saprolegniales, Saprolegniaceae. The coding region runs from base 1 to 738 and encodes 245 amino acids.